Linum tenue is the source of this 1701-nucleotide messenger RNA. The record is from the annotation of a GenBank genome assembly. Lineage: Eukaryota; Viridiplantae; Streptophyta; Magnoliopsida; Malpighiales; Linaceae.
UGCGGGUAAAAGCGGUUAGAUUUGGAGGGAGAGACCAGAAAAGUGGCAAAGCAGAGUCAGUGGACGAGCUGUGGCCUGGGGGAGAGCGGAAGCGUGGGAAUGGCGAUUCCACUCCUCAGAACUCCGAUUCACCAGUCAAACCCUCUGCGACGCCGCUGCUUGCUUCCUAAUCCGAAUGCAUGCACUGCAACUGGAUAUUCAACUCCGAAGAAGAAGAAUAAGCAGUUGCUGGUUCCUGUUGCUGCUUCUUCAUCGGACCUCAAUUCCCUCCGUACUGACGCCGGCCGCCGGACCUGCGACGUUGGAAACAAUACCAGUAUCAGUAGCUUGGAGCCAAUACUUGCCAUCGGAGAUCCGCCAACUUUCGUCUCUGCGCCUGGCCGUCGAAUAGUCGCCGUUGGGGAUCUACAUGGAGACCUCGAUCAAACGAGAUGCGCCCUUCAGAUUGCCGGAGUGCUUAGUUCCGAUUGCAGCCGGGAUUCAUGGAUUGGUGGUGAAACGGUGUUGGUUCAGCUUGGGGAUGUACUAGAUAGAGGUCAAGAUGAGAUCGCGAUAUUAUCCCUAUUACGCUCGCUCGAUGUGCAAGCUAGGGCACAAGGUGGAGCUGUUUUCCAGAUCAAUGGCAAUCACGAGACAAUGAAUGUGGAAGGAGAUUUUAGAUAUGUGGACUCCGGGGCAUACGAUGAGUGUCUCGAUUUCCUGGCAUACUUGGAUGACGGAUUCAAAGACGAUUGGGAUGAAGGUUUUAUCGGCUGGGUUGGUGCAUCUGAGAAGAGGAGACAAGAGCAGAAAGCGUCAGCUGGCAGUCAUUGGGGUCAAUGGAAUUUACUCAAGAGACAGAAGGGGGUUGUUGCUAGAUCGAUCCUGUUGAGGCCUGGUGGACCGCUAGCGUGUGAACUUGCAAAGCAUGGCGUAUUGUUGAAGAUCAAUGAUUGGGUCUUCUGUCAUGGAGGCCUUCUUCCUCAUCAUGUCGCAUAUGGGGUGGAGAGAAUGAACCGGGAAGUGUCCCAAUGGAUGAGAGGCGUUAGCUAUGAUGAAGAUGAUCCGUCCAUCCCAAGCAUGCCUUUCGUUGCUACUCGAGGCUACGAUAGUGUGGUAUGGAAUCGCUUGUACUCGCGUGAUCCCUCCGCUGUAGAUGGCUAUCAGAUGAGCCAGGUGAGUGCACAGUCUACACAACUCCACCAUUUUCUCUACAUUAACUAAAAGAGUCGCAAUGUCUUGGUUUUUCAGGUACAGAUGAUUCUCGAGGACACAUUGCGAUCACUUGGUGCAAAGGGAAUUGUUGUAGGGCACACCCCUCAACCUGCUGGAGCAAACUGUGAAUAUAAUGGGAGCGUGUGGCGUGUCGAUGUUGGUAUGUCGAAAGGAGUUUUCAAUUCGAGUCCAGAGGUGCUUGAAAUAAGAGAGAGCGAGACGAGGGUUUUAAGGUGCAGAAAGGACAGUGUUGGUGAAGUUGAAGUUGCUAGUUACUUGUAAAAGAAGAAACAGCUGCGGCUGCGGCUGCGGCACUUGUGGUAUAUAUAAUGGUAUAGAUUAAUCCAUAGUUACAUAGCAGAGUACAUCAGAAUCAGAUUGUAAUUUUUCUCCACACAUUGUAUUUGAUCUCAUUACAUAAAGAAUCGAGCUCAGACGCGCUCAUAAUUCGUCCGAAGAUCAGGCGACAGUGAGAGGACCACUCUCACAGAGAGCGCAGAUUUCAUC